Molecule: messenger RNA, 1068 nt
Organism: Pseudocercospora fijiensis CIRAD86
Lineage: Eukaryota; Fungi; Ascomycota; Dothideomycetes; Mycosphaerellales; Mycosphaerellaceae
Exons: 2
Coding region: 1-1068 (355 amino acids)
Source: RefSeq, a predicted model, not a curated record
AUGCCCGGCUUGCCCCUCAGACAUCCGAGACCUCUCACUGCCGCGGAACUAUAUUUGGAGUGCGAGAAAGAGCAAGAGGCAGUGGUCAACCGCUUGACACGUGAACUGACUGCCCUUCGUGCUCAGUCUGCCUCGGUCGCAUCGAAUGCCAGCUCAGUAUCCUCGACCUCCGCCAACGCGUCCCUGCUACCCGUCGACAUUACCGAUCCGAACCCUACCCACCAGAUCAUGGGCGCAACACAUCCCACUCCCAGCAGGAGACACAGAAGCUCCUCCAGUGUGAGCGCUUCAUCACGAGGCAUCCCUACACCAAGCACAUCCGCUUCUACGCACGCUCAUCCCGGCUCGAUCUCUCAAGCGAGCGCAGAUCGAGCCGCUGCGGCGGGAGGUGAACGGAAUUCGCUGAGCAGGAACCCGAGCGUCAAUGCAAGCGGCAAUAACACCCCUGCCCGACGAUCGAUGGAGAUUUCUCGCUCAGCACAGUAUGCCCUCCCACAUCGACCAUCACUCUCCCGUGAUCCAUCCCAAACCACAAUCUCCAGUACGCACGCCCAAGCCGGUUCCCCUGCGCCAAGCCAUCAUAUUGUGCCAAACCCACUCCCAAGUCCAGCUCAGAGUCCAGCUUCUCAAGUCUCGGUCUCGAACGCCAUGCAGCAUUUCGCAGACACGCGUGCUCAGAGGGAAGAACUCGAGCAUGUCAAGCGAGAAAAUGACGCCCUUCGACAGAGAGUCCGGGAUUUGGAACGAGCUUUACGUCAAAGAAGACGUGAUUCUUCGCAAUCGGUUGAUGCUCAGCGCCCUGCUGACCUGACCCCAUCGAACACUUUGGAGAGAGCCAGCCGCGAAUUCACACGUGUGCCGUCUUUCACCUCGCCACCGCACUCAGCAGGCCUGGGUGUCUGGGAUGGAGGCGUGGGUGGAGUUGCCGGUCCGCGCGAGAGAUCUGAGAGUCAGAGCACGACUGCUUCGAGUCGCCGGGGCGUCGGCAUUCCGGAGGAUGAUAGUAUUCGUGUUGGUGAGAGUGCUAAUUCGGUGGGUGUGGGUGUGGGUUUGGGUAGAGGUGCGUAG